AUGGGUGAUAAUCUAGAUAAAAUAUUUUCUAAGAAGGAACGAUUUUUCAAAGAAAUAAUUGAAACGAACUGCAUAUUCGUGAAGGCGCUAAAUAACUGGGUUGGCACGAAUUACAUCGCGAGGUUGAAGCUGAAAAAGGAAUCCCUCAAGCUGACGCCCAAGUUGUUGAUAAACCGGACAAAGUCGAAAGCCAGCCGCUGCCGAGUGUGCGGAUUUGCGAUCGAAAAGAACAACUUACGUAUAGGAUACCCGACGAAAGACCCCAGGGGAAACUACGGUUUUAUAAGUUGCUGGGUCCACCUGGACUGCAGCAAAAAAAUCCUGUACGCCAUUUUGUACACACAAGAAAAUGAGCCACACUUGAAGGAGUACCUAAACAACUCGGAACAAACGGUGUGUGAGGGGAACUACAAUUUGCAUGAACAGUUCAUAUAUGAAAACAUAAACUGGGCAUUUUUUUUUGGAGGAUUUGACGAACUGGAUGAUAAAGAAAAAGAAAAGUUAAAGGAAACGGCCAAGCCGUUUGAAAUAAAGAAUGAGAUGAGGGGGAGGAACAGUUUUGAAGUGCUGAUAAAUCAGGAGAAGGAAGCAUUCAACUCGAGCAGUUUGAUUAAGCAAGAAAGUCGAGUUAUCCAAAAUAAAUUAGAAAUUCCGAAGGAGCUUAAAUUUGAUUUGUUGGAAUAUCAGAAGGAGGGAGUGUCAUGGAUGAUUAACCAGGAACAGUCCAGCGUUAAGGGGGGCAUCUUGGCUGAUGAAAUGGGAAUGGGGAAAACCAUACAGGCUAUUACGCUAAUUUUGUGCCAGAAAAUUAAUAAAUUAAAGGGGGAAGCGGAGGGGCACUGCAAGCAAGGCGUCAGCGAGGAGGAAAAAAUGGAGUGCGCAGCGGGUGGUCAGGUCAAAGUGAAGGAGGAAUCGGACAGCAGCGUGGUGGUUAUUAACAGCGUGGGCGGAAGUUCCGAGGAUGCAGCGAGUGUUAAGAAGGAAAAGCCUAACAAGAGAAACUCCAAGAAGGGAGCACCCCGAAAAAAGGGCACCCCUAAGCAGGAACCCCCUCACAAGGGCAACCCCAAGAGCGAAACUGCGGAAGACCCUCCGCAAGCUAAAAAAGACGAGAGCCAAGGACAGACACUCAUCAUUGCCCCCAUUGCAGCGGUAAUGCAGUGGAAAUCAGAGAUAGAAAAAUUCAUCCAGGGAGAUAUCCUUAAAGUGUACGUGUAUCAUGGAAGUGUGAAAAAAAUAUCAUUUGAAGAACUGAAAAAAUAUGAUAUCAUUAUUACGUCUUAUGCCAUGGUAGAAGUUCACUUUAGAAAAAUAAUUAACAAGUACAAAAUUUCUUGUGAGUAUUGCGGUAGGUUAUAUCUCCCCAACACGCUGGUGAUUCAUAAAAAAUAUUUUUGUGGGCCAGAUGCUGUAAGAACGGAAAAGUUAAAAAAGAGAAAAAAGAAAAACAAAGACACUGCACUGGUGGCGAUGAAAAAGUUUGACGAUAAUUUUGUGCCGACUCCAAGAAAUGUCCUGCUGGAAAUAAUGAAUGAAGGUAAAAGGGACAGUAAGGGGGACACUUGUGAAGAGGUCCAUUCGAGGAAGGGGGGGAAUCAUGUCAGCGGGAGAAGCGGCAAAAGUGGAAGAAGCGGAAAAAGCGGCAAAAGCGGUAGAAGCGGAAAAAGUGGAAGAAGCGGUAGAAGCGGCAAAAGCGGAAGCGAUGCCAUUAUUCUCAGCUCGGGGGAGGAUCCCCAAGAAAGCGACAGCAGCUCCGCGUCGAGCAAGCCGGUGUAUUCCCCCCUGACGAGGAAAACGUCCAGCAGAGUAAUAGACCUGUGCAACUUAGGAUUCGAAAAGGACGUAAUUGACAAAAGGGUCAGCAGCACACACAAGGGAAAGGGCAGAAAGAAAAAAUACAUAAAAUGGAAUGAAGUCAUCAAGGAUAUAUUGCAAAACGAGCUGUACACCGUCGAUAUGAAUAGCCGCUGUAAGGACGUGCUGAAGGAAAUUUAUUUAAGUGAUAGGGCCAUAGAACAGGAGGAGUUGAAGAAGUUAAACAUGGGGGAGCUGAAAGUUCUGCUGAUAACGAUGGGGAAACAUAUUUUUGGAACGAAGGUUGAGCUCAUCAACAGGGUUUUAGUUUCGGCCAGGUAUAUAAGGCAAGAACUGAUGGUGGGGAAGGGGGAAGUGCAGAGUGAGGUGACGUCCAUAUCGGAGGGCAGAGAGAAGGGGGCGCUGAGUAGUAGGAGCAGCACCGUUUCGAGCGCAGCAGGAUUGAGGAUGACGCGUAGUAGCAGCUGUGGUGGUGGCAGAAGUGGGAAUGGCAGCAGUGGCGAUGGCAGAAGUGGCCGUGGCAGCAGUGGUGGUGGCCGAAGUGGCGGUGGCAGCAGUGGCCGUGGCAGCAGUGGUGGUGGAAGUGCCUCUCAUGUGGGUGAUCCCCUUGAUGGUGAGGAUAACCGUGGCGAGGAAAACGGAACGGCGAAGCGGAGCAAAAGUGGCAGAGUAGGCCGGGGCGGGGGGAAAGGUAACCACGUCAGGAGGAAGACAACGGGUGGGAGUUCCUUUACGUUGAGGAAAGCCAAGGAGGAGAAGUCCACAGUUAAGCGGAGAAACAGUGCGACCGCCAAGGUAAAGUUGAAACGGAGAAGGAAAAGCAAUAGUAGUGUAGUCGACGCGAGUGCCAGCCCAAGCGACAGCGAUGAAUCGUUUAGGAUAGAUCAACUUGGCAGCGACGCAGAAGAAUCGUCGUCUUUUUCCUCCUGGGAGAGCAUUGCGGAGAAGGAAGACACAAGCGAUUCGUACAACUCGGCUGGAUCGUACGGUUCGAUCAUAGUUGAAAAAGCGAAAAGGAAAAGAAAUAAUCAGAAAAAUGGUGAAGCGAGCAUAUUUGAUGAAAGUGCAUUGCACCAGAUACAGUGGAAUAGGAUAAUUCUAGAUGAAGCACACAGAAUAAAAAAUCGAAAUACAUCAACGACACAGUCGAUUUUUAAUUUGAAAUGCUCAGGGUAUCGUUGGUGUUUGACAGGAACUCCAUUACAAAACAGAAUCGGAGAGUUAUAUAGCUUGAUCAGAUUCCUUGAGUUUUAUCCCUACGCAUAUUAUUUCUGUUCGAAAAAGGAUUGUAAAUGUAUGUUACUAAAUUACGAAAUGAAGGACAAUAAAUUCUGCUUCCUCUGUGACCACUCCAGGAUUAACCACUUCAAUUAUUUCAACAAAAGAAUCCUUAGACCUAUACAGUUGUUUGGUUACAAUGGGGAGGGAGUGACAAGUAUGUGUUAUUUAAAAAGUGAAGUUUUAGACAAAAUUUUAUUAAGGAGAACCAAAGGGGAAAGAAAAAAUGACAUUAAAUUGAGACCAUUACAUAUUAGAAUUAGAAAGGAUAAGUUAUCAAAUGAGGAAAAAGAUUUUUAUGAAUCCCUUUACAAACAAACCUCUACCCAGUUUGAUACUUAUGUGAAAUCCAACACCGUUUUACACAACUAUGCUCAUAUUUUUGAUUUGCUGAGCAGAUUAAGACAAGCUGCAGAUCAUCCCUAUUUGAUUUUGUUUGGAAAUUCUUUCCUUAGUGACCCCUCGGGUAAAUACAUAAAAAAGAAUUCCUCCAUCAUCCCAGCCAUUUCGAAUGACUAUGUAUGUGGCAUCUGUCUGGAGAAUGUCCCCAAGAAGAUCAACAUUAGUACCAAGUGUAACCACAAUUUUCAUAAGUCCUGUUUGAAGCAGUAUAUCGAGAGUUUCCAGGGGGGGGGCAACCGGGUGGGGGAGAGGGGUGAAGCCAGCGGUGAAGCUUGCGGUGUAGCCUUCGGCAAAGCUUGCAAUGAUGUUCAUGGUGACCCUUUUGAUGGUGAUUGUGGUGGGCCCCGCCCAGGCACAGUAACCAAGGCGCAUACCUUCCAUAUGGGGACCGAGUCAGGGGAGAACGGAGAGGAGAGUCUCUACGACAGAAACGAAAUCGUAUUCAAUGAAGACCCUUCCAUGAGUAGCACCACCAACGAAGUAGAUGGAAAGAAGCUAAAUAAAAAAUCCAAGUCCAUUUCUGUAGUCAAAUUUAAAGAUAAAGAAAAGAAACAGUUUGUUAGUCUGUUAAGUGAUGAGGAAUCAGCUAUGCAGGAUUUACCUCUAGGAUGUCCUGUGUGUUAUGUCCCCAUGACCGUUGAUUUUAAUCUGCUGAACCAGGUGGAAGAACAGGAUGAUGAAGAAAUUAUCGUAUGCAAAGAGGAAACUACCUAUAUUAAUAAAAGCUUUAUGAACCGUAUUAAUACAAAUGAGUAUAGAACAAGCACCAAAAUAGAAGCUGUCUUUGAGGAAGUACAAAAUGUCAUUCAUACGACGGAUGAUAAAUGCCUAAUAUUUUCACAGUAUUGCUCCAUGCUUGAUUUGAUUGAGUAUCAUUUGAAGAAAAACAACAUAAUAUGUUCGAAGCUGCUAGGUUACAUGUCCAUGGUAUCUAGGAAUAAUAUUCUUUACAACUUUAACGAAGAUAAGCAUUUGCGAGUUUUGCUUAUCAGUUUGAAGGCCGGUGGAGAGGGACUAAAUUUGCAAGUGGCCAACCGAAUCUUCAUCGUUGACCCGUGGUGGAACCCCGCUGCGGAGUUGCAGGCUAUUCAGAGAGCCCACCGGAUUGGUCAGACGAAGACUGUGUACGCCACACGCUUCAUCAUAGAGAACACCGUUGAGGAGAAAAUCGUGCAGCUCCAGAAUAAGAAGCAGCUCGUGUUCGACUGCACUAUUGGGGACUCUGGAAACGCGAUGCAGAAGUUGACCAAGGAGGACUUGGCGUUUCUCUUCCACGCGUAG
This is a messenger RNA of Plasmodium cynomolgi strain B, 4776 nucleotides long. Its product is annotated as DNA repair protein rhp16. Gene Ontology annotation, molecular function: DNA binding; zinc ion binding; ATP-dependent chromatin remodeler activity. The record is from RefSeq and is a predicted model, not a curated record. The transcript has 2 exons. NCBI's taxonomy places the organism in Eukaryota, Apicomplexa, Aconoidasida, Haemosporida, Plasmodiidae. Bases 1 to 4776 code for a protein of 1591 amino acids.